AUGGAUGAACUUAUUGGUAAUAUGAAGACUCAUGAACUCAAGAAGAAGCAAGGGGAAGAGAAGAAGAAAGAAAAAAAAGAAAUUUUAUCACUGAAUCCAUCAAAUUCUAAAUCAAGUGAGGAUGACACUAAUGUUUCCUAUUUGGAAAAAAGGAUUAUUGGAGCAAUGAAGAAAAUCAGUCAGUUUCAGAGAAGAGGAAGUAGCAGUAAAAUGGAGUCUAGAGGUGAAAAAGUAAAGAAGAAGGAGCAAGUCCCUAAAAAACCAAGAGAAAAGGUCGCAACUGAUUAUGUAGUGAAACAGGAUUUAGUUGUUUGGGGAGAUUCAUCUAGUGAAACUGAGAAGGGUGAAAAGCUUAAAGAUGUUUCUAUGCUAAGAGUGGAGGAUGAGAAUAUCACCUUUGACUACUUGUUUGCCCUUAUGGAAAACACAGAAGAUGAAGAAGAAAAUGAGAUAUAUGAAAUAGAGGAACAUUUCACUAAGUUGAAAUCUAAAAUUUUGAGUCUAAAGAAUCAACUAAAGAAAGUGGAUGAUUUUGAUGGUAAUGGGAAGAAAGAAGCCUCAAGGCUUCAAAUUGAAUUUGGAUAA
Capsicum annuum is the source of this 585-nucleotide messenger RNA. RefSeq lists its product as uncharacterized. The record is from RefSeq and is a predicted model, not a curated record. The transcript has 3 exons. Lineage: Eukaryota; Viridiplantae; Streptophyta; Magnoliopsida; Solanales; Solanaceae. Bases 1 to 585 code for a protein of 194 amino acids.